GUGGCCAUGACCACCAAAGGGAAAAUGGUCUGUGGGAGAGAUAGAUCAAGGCGUGGCGCAGAGUCUGGUGGCUGGUGGCUGGUGGCUGGUGGCUGGGGGCUUAUACCGAGUAUUCGGCCCAACACACACGGACCUCGGCUCCUCUUCCUCUUCCUCGUCCUCGACCAUGUCGCUUCGCUUCGUAUACGAUCCGCAGAGCUUGGGUUAGUCAGUCGCGGGGGGAAGAACGCGAUCGGUCGGGCCGUGCACAGAUUGGGAGUGUCGGAGAAAAGGACGAGAGAUAGCACUUCGCUCGAUAUACAAUUCUAAAGCUUUUCACGUCCUCACCCUCUCCUCUCCCCAACUGCCACAACCAGUACACGAAAAAUCAUCCAAAAGAGCCUCGGGAGAGCGCAGCCCCCAAGAUGGUUGGAGCGGCAAAGGGGAAAAUCACCCUCUACGUCGACAUUGUCAGUCCCUUUGCCUACCUGGGAUACUAUUUUCUGCGCCACUCCCCCAUCUUCGAGAAUGUGCAAAUCACCUACAUCCCCAUCCUGCUGGGCGGGCUGAUGAAGCUGUGCAACAACAAGACACCCAUCGAGAUCCGCAACAAGGACCGCUGGAUCGACGCCGAGCGGCUGCGCUGGGCCCGCCAAUUCCACAUCCCCAUGUCCGCGCGGUUUCCCGCCGGCUUCCCCAAGCCCACCAUCCAGCUGCAGCGCUUCCUGACCAGUGUCUGGAUGGAGGACCAAGGACAGCGACAGCCCACCCUCACCCGCGCCCUGGAUACGCUGUACGCGGCGCUGUGGACGGACCCCACCGAAGGCGACAUCCCGGACCCGGCGUGUUUCGCGCGCGUCCUGGCCCCCGUGCUCGGCCGGGACGUCGUCGACAGGCACUUGGCGCGACUGGGCGCGGCCGCGGUCAAGAACCAGCUGAUCGCGAACACGGACCGCGCCAUGGGCGACGGCGCGUUCGGCCUGCCGUGGUUCCAGUGUGAGAACGCAAAGGGCCAGGUCGAGGGGUUCUGGGGGUUCGAUCAUCUCGGCCAGGUCGUCCGCUUCAUGGAGCUGGAUGGGAGGGGCGAGGUCAGGGCUUUGCUGUGAUCAAUCACAGCUGGGGAGAAUGGACAAGUGGAGGAAAAAUAAUGGGGGAGAAUGAGACAAAGUGUCGAGUGGCUUGGCCCGAGAAAGGUUGUGUAUGAGUGGGUGGAGUGUGUGCAUGCAGUCGGCCUUUGGGUAGAAAAAGGGAGAAAGUAAGAGGUUUCUCAGUGCGGCGAGCGUGUGUUUAUUGAUGGCUGCACUCUUGUCCAAGUAAUGUUACCGUGCCGAGAUGUUCAUCAGGGUCGGCUUCACCUAGUAACCCCGUUAUCAAGUGCACUCAAUUAGGCCGUUUAUGGGCUCCCUCGGAGCGAAUCUGAAGAUUUGGUGCUUGCAAGACCUCUUCUGAUAUUAUCCAUGCGUGUCUCCAGGAUACCAGCUCUCCA
Cladophialophora immunda is the source of this 1465-nucleotide messenger RNA. RefSeq lists its product as uncharacterized. Lineage: Eukaryota; Fungi; Ascomycota; Eurotiomycetes; Chaetothyriales; Herpotrichiellaceae. The coding region runs from base 405 to 1085 and encodes 226 amino acids. The transcript has 2 exons. Gene Ontology annotation, cellular component: peroxisome; mitochondrion. Gene Ontology annotation, molecular function: glutathione peroxidase activity; glutathione transferase activity. Gene Ontology annotation, biological process: glutathione metabolic process. The record is from RefSeq and is a predicted model, not a curated record.